Messenger RNA from Angiostrongylus costaricensis, 3885 nucleotides. The record is from the annotation of a GenBank genome assembly. Lineage: Eukaryota; Metazoa; Nematoda; Chromadorea; Rhabditida; Metastrongylidae.
AUGGACGAGGAAAAUAGAGCAAACCUCACUCUAAUAAAUUUCCUGAAAGGUAUGAUUGGACCCGGAUGUUUUUCACUUCCGUUGGCAUUCCGAGAAGCUGGGCUUUGGGCUGGCUUCGUACUGGUUUUCAUUACUGGAACUCUGACAUGCGUCUGUAUGCUGAAGAUCGUUCGUUGUAGUCAGUUUCUGACAUCGCGAAAUCCAAAUGCUCAAUCGCUGAACUAUGCUGAAACGGCUGACGAAGCGUUCAAACAGAGUUUCCAGGUUAUCAGGAAUUACGGCCACAUAGCUAGGCGUUUCGUUAAUAUUUGUGUGUCAAGUCUCGUGCUUGGUAUAUGUGCGAUAUAUUACAUUUUUGUCGUUGAUCAUACAAAAGAGCAACUUUUGUCGGCCGAGCAUGUCCUCGACUCAUUGCCAGGCGUUACAGAUUUUCGUGGGAUUGUGUUCGCCACUGGUUCUGUGAUAUAUUCUUUUGAAGGGCAAGCUCUCGUGACAAUUAUGUAUGCGGCAUGCGGAUUUUUCGGCUACAUCACUUAUGGAGAAGAUGUGAGAGAGAGUAUUACGCUAAACAUGAACAGCGGCUAUGUAAGUUUCGGUGUGAAAGUGUUGUUGGUGUUGGUGGUCUACACAGGAUAUCUAAUCCAGCUCUACACGUUGACAACGAGCCUUCGACCGUCCGUGCUGCGAUUCAUCGACGGUCGUUCUGACAACCGUCGAAAAAUGACGCUCAUCAUUGAUCACGUGCUGAGAUGCGUUAUUGUGCUAUUAUCGUUUCUUCUCGCUGUACUCGUGCCAAAUCUGAAGAACCUGAUACCACUAGUUGGUGUAACAUCAGAUACCCAGUACGGAUUGGAACAACCUAUUCUCUCCAAUGAAGAAAUGGCUCAAAAGUUUUGGUGGCGAAAGCCUUAUGUUCUGCCUUCGUGCGUGGUGUUCCUUUAUCAACCUAAUCACACCAAAAUCAAUUACUGGCCUCGUUUAGUUCUUGCAGGUGUUCCCGAAUGCGAGUUUAGCCCAGAGUUAAUACGAAAAUAUAGCGUUUUUCUAUGUCAGACUCUGCGAAUUGCUUGUAGUGGAACAAAUGAAAGGUCUUGUGCUGACUCCGUAUGUCUCUGUUUUGCGGCGUUAGCGCGCCGCAUUGAGGCUGUCGAAGAUGUUGGCAUUCGACAUCAAGAGUUGCAGUUGCUUUUUCUCCAGUGUGCUCUUUGUCAUUUACUUCUUCCUCGAGAUCUUACCCUUCAUGCAAACACCGUGGGAGAAUAUCCAGCGAAAGACAUACUUUCUGCACUUCUUGGAAAGCCUUCUGCCAAAGUUAGUGAUUUUCUCGAGCUAAUUCCUGGAACAAUAUGUAGUGGACUGGAAACUAAUGGAAUCGUGUUAAAACGCAUUGGAGAACUUUGUUAUCUCAUUGAGGCGAAUCUGGAACGCUUCACAGUGCGAGCACUCCUUAGUACUUGGGAUAGUAUAGCAACAAUGCUGAGGAGAUAUAUCAAAGAAAUCGACGACAUCAAUGAAGGGAGUUUUCUGAAACCAGACUUUUCCACAACUUUCAACUUUUUAAGGUUACUUUUCCGAGCUGCUAACUUCGCAGACGAGGAGGUCGAUAUAGAUUUAAUAAAAAAGUGUUCAUCCACCUUUAACGGUCUUUACCUGGAAGUGCAAGGCACUGUGAGACAUGAAAUUGAUAACAAUGCUGAAACUGUGCUACAUGGAUCUUCUAUAGAGUUUAAUGCACUGGGAGAGGUAGCGACUUUUGUUAAACUGAUACAGAUAGUGAGCAACAAACUAAAAAGUAUGGCUCAUUCUGUCAAGAACGAGAAACCUUCACGUUUUUUAUUCGUUAGUUAUCUCUCCAUUCUUAAACUAUGUCAACAAUUGUUUGAUACGAUCGAAAAACCAAAUUUGAUUCGUAGCAUGUUCUUGACGCUGUCUGAAGUUCUAAGCCAAAUCCAUGCAAAUAUUUUGGACAGCAAAUUACCUGGGAAGGAUAUACGGGAAGAAGCGGCAGCUGUUUUUACUAGUAUCUUGGAGUCUGUACAGGAUAAAAUUUCGGGGCCAUACGACAGCGGACUUCUAUCUGGUUGCGAAGAAUUAUUGGUAAGGUUGCUGGGUAGAGGUGGCUACCUUUAUGCAAUGAUUAGUGUCACUGCAUGUAAGCUCUGGAUGAAGACUUUUGCUGAGGCCAAGUCACUGAACUACUCUACGAGGAUGAAGAAUGUAUUGUUACCACUUAUUAAUAGGCGAGUGAUUCACGCUCCUGGUUUAUCGAACCAGACGUACUCUAAUGGUAAAAUUGAUAACUAUACUGAUGAUGCAAUAUCUGCUGCUGACGGAAGGAUAGGUGAGGUAACUCCUCGUCGCAAAUCAACGCCACAUAGAAAGCGGCUAAACAUGGAUUCGCUGGACGACGAUUCGGUAGAAUACAUUCCUAUCACUUCGACCGAGUCUGCGAAAAAGAUGAAGCUAACUGAACGGCAACGUGAGAUGUUCAGCGAGAAGAGAGAACGAAUGCCGUUUCUUGACGAUGAUUCACAACAAUCAGCCGUUAUUGCUCAUUUGCCAGAGCAAUUUGACACGGAAUCCUCACAAGCUGUCUCCACUAACACGACUGAGUCGCGGGGAACCAACACAGCUGAAAAUAAGAAAAGUGACAGUUGUGUCAUGGUCGAAAACGGAGUCACUGGAUCCUUUCAAUGUAAUCCAGUGCAUAUGAAAGAGGAAUUUACGGCAGUGCAAACCGAUUGUAAAAGUCUCAGAAGGAUACCCAAUGUAAAACUCAACUUUGAUCAGGAGUUGGAGAAGUGGGAACUAUUGAAUGAAGAUGGUCAUGCAGUUAGCCACAACAGUGUAUUGGUUUUACGCGAAAUAGAAGAUGUUCUGAAUGUUAGGGAGCCGUUGAACACAAGUAUAGAGGAAAGUGAUACUAAUGAUAUUGACAGGGAUAUUUCGCGAACGCCAGAAAAGGAGUCCAGUGCUGCAAAGAAAAUGGAAGAUGUACUUGAACCAACGAUUGUUGAGAGAAUCAUCGGUACUCCUGGUAUAUUGAAAACGGUCAAAACUCCAUCUACUUCAGAGAGAAAGCCUCGAAGAGUUCACUUUGAUGAAGCUAUGGAAAACCGAUGUUCUGCUGUUAAACCAGUUGUAAAUGUGGAAGUUGGUGAAAUAGGAGUAGCUGAGGAACAAUUUCCUGCGUCGUCUGAAGCAACGUCAAAACAGUCCACACCGAGAAAGCCAUUUUCUCACCUGCAGCCGGCUAUUGCAGAGGAAUCAGUUGAAAUGUUGGCUACUGUUCAUGAUGCGGUGCCAUUGGUGAGAAGCGAAGUGGAGUUCACUUCUAGUGUUGAUAUUAAUGGUCCUAUAUUCCCUCUUCUAGCAGAUUCCGCUCGUAAGUCAUUAGAGGCGAGGGGGAUUGUUCAAAUCCGACAUCUUGCUGCAUUGACACGACAUGAGGUAUCGCUGUUGAACAUAAGAAAACCCCGCAUCGAGACAGCGAUUCGUGCUCUAUCUCAUUUUGCUCGCACCUAUACAAAAUCUGAUCCGACAUCAGUAGUUGAUAAGAAAUCAUUGUUCGAUGAGAAAGAAGCACCAUUGGUACCCCUGGAUGCAGUUGAAACGGGUUUGCCUGAGAAUGUUAUUAAUACUAUUUCUACGAAUUCCACCUCUGUCAGUGAAAAUUCUACUGUGGAUGCCGAAAAGAAAAUGGAUGAAACUACAAAGAACCUUGACGACCAUGUCCAGCAGGAGGAUGAACCCGCGGAAAUCAUUGAAAAGGAGACGGUUGAAGCGGAAAGUGUGGAUGCGAUUCAGCUGCUACGUACUGUACGGAGCAGUAUGAGAGGUCUACUUGAUAUCGUGGAUUGGUGGGAACAAGUGAUCUCCACCUAA